Molecule: messenger RNA, 618 nt
Organism: Alternaria burnsii
Lineage: Eukaryota; Fungi; Ascomycota; Dothideomycetes; Pleosporales; Pleosporaceae
Exons: 1
Coding region: 1-618 (205 amino acids)
Source: RefSeq, a predicted model, not a curated record
AUGAUCAUCUUCUCUGCUCUCCACAGCGCCUUUACAAAUUUUGAGGCUUUAUCAUCCAGCAGUGUCUCUUCGCCGGCCCCAGAGACGGUAUCGACUGAAGCAUAUAAUAUAGACCAUAUCACUCUUCAAAUGGCAGAUACAGAGCGAGAAGACGUUGUGUCCGACAAGAACCAAUCCAUUGCGGAAUUUUCUGAGAUACCUGACCACAAUCCAACACCACACCAUCACCUCGACCUCUCAACUACCCGCCAUGUCCCCAACAACAAUACUGUCACUACCGCGACGAAAUUAGACACCCCAACAUUGGUCGCACCCAAAGACAAGACAAGCAUCGGGCCUCAAGUCCCAUCAGAGCGACACAUUAAUCACGCCAACAUCACCAACGUCAACACCAACGCCAGCGACGUUGAGCUGGGCUCACUGCCAAAUUCGACCGUUACAACACGGUGUUACUACUCGCCGUCCUCCUCUUCAGCAGCAAAUACUUUUCAACGUCAACGGACUCGGAGGAUCCUCCAUUACGUCAUGCUGGCUUUGGCCGGAAUGGUGGUGAUUGUUGUUGUGGCUUGCGCCAUCGUUUAUGUGGUCGCUUCACCGAAGUUUUCGAGGGCAUCGUGA